AUGGCUCCGAGCAGUGCUGGGUUCGCAUCUCAUUUCCCCCCGUUACCCGCGGCAAUUCCGGUCGGCGAACCGCUCGCACGAGCUGCAACUUCGCUCGAUCAGUUUGCUCUGGAGAUCAAUGAUCACCAAGACCGGUCUCCACCGCCUAUCGCCGGCGACAACCCCACAGCGAGCCCUAUCGCUCAUUGCUCGAUCGCCGCUGGUCCGCCUGGUGUCCGCAGUCGUCCCUCGCCUUCAGAACGCUUCGCACAUGUUUUCGCGCGCGGCCUCGCCAGAGAGAGAUGGUCCAACGGCUUCAAUCUGCAUCCCGAAUACAUAAUGCUGAAUUCUGCUCCUCCGCCUCCCUCGUCUCCUGGCUCCCUGGGAGUCAAGAGAUCACAUUCGCCUGACGAGUCCGUUUCCGUUCAAUCCCAUCCGUUGUUACCGUCUCUGCAGCCAUCGUCCUCUGAUGCGCCCGCAGCACAGCAGCACCAGGCUCAGACCAACGCCUUGCAUUCCACGAUGACCACGUUCUCCCCCCCGGCAACGGCUGCUGGCAACCUUCCCUCUGGCGGCACGGCUGCUUCCUCGUUUCGCAAUGUUUCUGCCUGCAAUCGUUGUCGCCUGCGCAAAAACCGUUGUGACCAGCGUCUGCCCCGUUGCCAGUCCUGCGAAAAGGCUGGCGUCCGCUGUGUUGGCUAUGACCCCAUUACCAAGCGAGAGAUACCCCGGAGUUAUGUCUAUUUUCUAGAGUCUCGUGUCGCAUACUUGGAGAAGCUGUUGACGGAUAAUGGCAUUGAAUUCAAACCGGCGACAGCUUUUGAUGAUGGAGAUCAAGUCGAGGGAGGGGUCACGGAGAGCGCAAGGGCUCUAGUGACUAUGUCGGGAGGUUCUGCUGGUAACGAGCCGUCAACCUCGAAUGAGAGGCUUUCCAAGGCCGUGGCGGAGAGAGGGAAGGGCGAUAAUACAGCAGAGCAGCCGCUUUCCAGAGACGGUGGCGAGCGAGAUGCGAACUCAAAUGCGGACAGUGAGAGAAGCGAUGAAGAACGACUAGAUAAAUUAGUGUCGAACAUUGGCAUGGUCUCCGUCCAGGGAACUUCUGAUCCCAGAUAUCUGGGAUCCACGUCGGGAAUUUCUUUUGCCCGGUUGGUAUUUGCGGCAGUAAAGAGUUCUGUUAAUGGCAGUGGCUCUGACCGCAGCACUGUCCGCCCGAGUGAGCGUCAACCCCCAAACUCAGGUGGAAGCACCAUGCGAGAUUCGUUUUUCGGGCUCCAAUCUCGGCCUUUGAUGAAACAGGCAGCAUUCCCAGAUAGGGAACUUGCUGAGAGACUUGUCGAACUCUAUUUUGAACAUGCCAACCCCCAGAUGCCGAUUCUGCAUCGGGGAGAGUUUAUGGAGCUUCUUGACAGGACAUAUGCGACAGAUGAGUCGAACCGAUCUCCUCGAGAUCUGUACCUUCUCAAUAUCGUUUUUGCUAUCGGUGCUGGUAUUAUUUUUGAAGGAAAAAGCUCUGCAAAAGAUGAACAAGAGCGCAAAGCACAAGAAAGUUUAUUGUCAGAACCUUCGUCCAAGAAACAAAAACUGUCAAGUCAUCAGUAUCAGCCAGAGGAGUACCACGCAUCUGCCGUAGUCCAUCUAGAGGCUUUCCUAGGUUCUGCCCCGUCCAACGAAGGCUUUGGCGGUGGUCUAGAGGAAUUGCAGGCGGUGCUCUUGCUGGCAAGUUUUGCUCUGCUUCGGCCGGUUGCUCCAGGUUUGUGGUAUAUUGUCGGUGUCGCCGUGCGGCUCGCGGUCGACUUGGGCCUUCACUACGAAGACGGAACUGGCAUCGACUCUAUUGGAGAAGAAGGCACCCUGGCGCAUCUCAGAGCCGACGAGCAAGGCAAACCGAAGAUUGAUUCUCGCGAGCGUGGUCGUAGGGAAUGGAUUCGUGAUCUCCGCAGACGUCUGUGGUGGUGCGUUUACAGCUUCGAUCGUCUGGUCAGCACCUGCGUUGGUCGUCCGUUUGGGAUCACGGAUCAGGUCAUCACGACGGAAUUUCCAUCCAUGUUGGAUGAUCGAUAUAUCACAAAAGCUGGCUUUCGGCCACCACCGAGGGAAGAACCCAGCUACAAACGAGUUUCUCACCACUAUUUCAAGCUGCGGCUUUUGCAGUCGGAAAUCCAACAAGUCCUUCAAUAUCAGCAGGCUCGCUUUGCACGACGGUUAGGGAAGAAUAGCAAGAAUUCAUUUAUGCACACCAAGCUGCCGUCUCCUUUCCUCUAUCGAUUCGACUCCUUUCGUUCGUGGCGAGAAGACGUUCAUCGCAGACUGGUGGAGUGGAAAGACUCUGCUCCCACUCGCCAAGAAACGGGAGUGCAGUUUUCAGUAGAGUUUCUUGAGCUCAAUUACUGGCAGGCUUUAAUUAUGCUAUAUCGGCAGAGCUUGACAGUCCCAGCUGCUCUGGCUGGGGAGCUGACUGCUACGGAGGACGUAUCCAGUCCUCCGUUCUUCAAUGUUGAAGAAAGCGAAGAUGAAGACGAGAUCUAUCUUAAGCUCGCUGAAGCAGGCCAGAAAGUACUUAGAAUCUAUCGUCAGCUGCACCGCGUUCGACUAGUGAACUAUACUUACUUGGCUACACAUCAUUUGUUCAUGGCUGGUGAGAAAUUCCGUGACUCGCUUAGGUUCUAUACUGAUUGGAUUAGGGAUAUCGUUCCUGUAUGCAAUAUGGCAUUCUCCUGUUGUCCGAAGUCGAUUAGUAAGUUGAUGUGUCCAGAUCGGGAAAAAGGACCAAUCCCCGUGGCUGACCAGCCCCAGACGCUCGAUGACGUGGAUUUUACUGUUCUUGCUGCAACUUCGGUCCUAGGAGAUUUGAUGGAGAAGUGUCCUCCGGCGGAAGCUUGUCGAGACGCAUUUGAGCGGAUGAGUAGAGCCACCGUCCAAAUGUGUCUAUCGACAACAGGCUUUGGCUCUCAGGCCGAUGCUGCUGGACCACGCCUUGGUGCGCCCCUUCGACUUUGGCCACCGGUGUCGCACUCAGGAAACUCGAAAGCCCAGAGAACGAGUCGGACGGAAAAUCGGUCAAGUCAAAUGUCCGUUGCGCAACGGCAGCACUCUCAACCACGUCACGCGCGGCCGCCUCCAAAGUUCGACAUGAACCUUGAGGGCUUAUUCACCGACCAGACACCUACGAGUCAGGAUCUCCCAGCCGGCGGCAGGCGGCGAUCGAACCGGAGUGAACAGUCUUCGUACCCAGUGCAACAAGCCGUGAGUCUUCAGCCCGAGCAGCCGCAUGAGCAGUACGCAUCGAAUGUUCCAUACAUGCAACCGUACGGUGGUUAUGACAGGUCUCCGCCCCAGCAGCAACAGUUUCUUUACGCAAACUCACCCCAGAGUAUAUCUUCAGGCGGUGCGCCCCAAGGCUACACCCCUCCACAAAACCCUGAGCAGGAGUCUCUCGCCCCUAUCAGCCUGGAUUUCCUCGACUUUGGCACAGGUUCUGGCCAAAAUGCGGAGACCAGCUCCGAUGGCAAUCCUACUUUCAACUCCAUGUCCAUGCCUUCGUUUGGACAAGGCACUCAGGGCACUGGUCUCAACUUGGGGUUCGGUAUGGAAGUCGAUUACCAACAUGACUGGAGCGAAGGAGGAGGCUAUGACCUUUUCGACGGCUUUUUCUUUGGCGGAUCUGGGUCCGGUGCCAAUACCGGUGUCUAG
Messenger RNA from Rasamsonia emersonii CBS 393.64, 3669 nucleotides. Its product is annotated as C6 transcription factor (UaY). Gene Ontology annotation, molecular function: DNA-binding transcription factor activity, RNA polymerase II-specific; sequence-specific DNA binding; zinc ion binding. Gene Ontology annotation, biological process: positive regulation of transcription by RNA polymerase II; DNA-templated transcription. NCBI's taxonomy places the organism in Eukaryota, Fungi, Ascomycota, Eurotiomycetes, Eurotiales, Trichocomaceae. The transcript has 4 exons. The record is from RefSeq and is a predicted model, not a curated record. Bases 1 to 3669 code for a protein of 1222 amino acids.